AUGUGUUGCUGUCUCAACGACAUCAUGUCUUUACCACCAGCAACAGACGAAAUGCUAGUGCAAGAAGAUAACAAUUCAUCAUCGUCGUCGCUGUCAUUUUCUUCGUUGCCCAAGGACAUGGUCCUCAAGUGCUUGCUCCGAGUCCCCAGGAGCUCCCACCUCAACGUCUCGUUCGUAAACGCCAGUUUCAAAUCUCUUAUCACCUCCCGUGAAUUCCACCAGUCCCAGUCCAUCCUCCUCCGGAAAGACUCCGUGUACGUCUCCUUCACCGAUGACGAAGAGUAUGACUGUGUCUACAAAUGGUUUACUCUCCGUCCCGUUGAGAUUGAGGAUGAGAAGAAGACAACUGAGUAUCGACUGGUCCCAGUUCCGGUCCCUUCUAAUGGUCUUUCGUACGUUUCUGCCGAAGUCAUCGCAGUUGGGUCCGAGAUCUAUUUCGUUGGUGGCGAGACAUUAUCCGACUCCGACUACGACUCCUCCGGUCUCUGGAUUUACGAUACUCUUUCUGGAGAUCUAACUAAGGGACCAAGCAUGCCGUGUCCUAACACCAUUUGCUACGCCUUGGGGGUUGUUGAGGGGGAGAUUUACGUGAUCCGAGGAGGGCGUGAAUAUGGAGAGAUCCAAGUGGUGGCUUUUGAUACAAAAUCACGUGUGUGGAGCUUUGCAUGGGAGGGGAAUGUCCAAAAGCCGCCAUCUUAUUGCGCAUCGCUGGAAGGGAAGGUUUAUACGGUGGAUCAUUACGGUGAUGAAGUCACCGUGUAUAACCCUAAGGAAGGUAAGACAGAGGAGACAAUAUCAACAAUAGAAAAUGAAGGUAGAAUAAGAAGAGGUGAUGAUUUCCUGAGUUAUGUGUGUGCGGUAGAGGAUGUGCUUUAUGCUUGUUUUGAUUGGAGUGGGUUUGUGUGGUUUGACAACAAGCUUAAUGUUUGGACAAGACUGAUUAUAUCUGAUGAUGAUGUUGAUGAUGUCAAGGCGUUGACUAAUCAGAUUUAUGUGGAUGCGAUGGUGGAGUAUCAUGGAAAGCUUGCGGUGUUUUGGCAGAAGGAAAGUGAGGUUGGUGAAUUUAAGGAUGUUAUGUGUGUGUUGAUUGCAUUGGAUAGGAUUGGAGAAAGGAUUCGUGGGAAGAUCGAUUGGUCUGGUGUUGUAGCCACUGUCCCCACUUGCUACAAGUUUGUGCACUGCUUAGGUGUUUCUCAUUGA
This is a messenger RNA of Microthlaspi erraticum, 1200 nucleotides long. The record is from the annotation of a GenBank genome assembly. NCBI's taxonomy places the organism in Eukaryota, Viridiplantae, Streptophyta, Magnoliopsida, Brassicales, Brassicaceae.